This is a messenger RNA of Ictalurus punctatus (channel catfish), 2250 nucleotides long. RefSeq lists its product as uncharacterized. The coding region runs from base 822 to 1805 and encodes 327 amino acids. The transcript has 7 exons. NCBI's taxonomy places the organism in Eukaryota, Metazoa, Chordata, Actinopteri, Siluriformes, Ictaluridae. The record is from RefSeq and is a predicted model, not a curated record. Gene Ontology annotation, biological process: negative regulation of Notch signaling pathway; positive regulation of neuron differentiation. Gene Ontology annotation, molecular function: DNA binding; transcription corepressor activity. Gene Ontology annotation, cellular component: nucleus.
UGGGCAGUUUCUCAACCCCAGUGGUAGAGGUCCACCCUGCAGAAUCGAAAGUUUUCCACUUCUAAACACCGGACCAUACUUGAGAGGCUUGAUAAUUAACUUUGAGGCUCAGCAGGUGUUUUGGGAGUAGGAGGAACCUGAACCUCGGCGGUAGGCCUCCAGGAUUGGGGUUGAGAACCCACUUGUUUAAGCUGCAGUUAAAACCAAUUUAGAGCUAUUAUUUAUUACCGUGGCUGUGUGCUGUAAAUGCUGGAUCCGUAUCACUGUGCAACUGGUUAAUGUUUAGAGUGAUGCACUGGGAUCGAUCGAUCGGUUGGUUUGUGAUCUGGCCUGCACAUCGCACUGAUCACUUUUUCAGUCAUCUAUUCCUGAUCACUAGAGAACACUCAGAACACAUCUAACUUCCCGACCAGCCAGGUGAAAACAAACAAAAAAGUGCCACGAAAUCCUAUUUGGACCAAAAAACCCAGUCCCACAUUAAAGCUCAUCCUAAGUCAUUUUUUGCACACCGUGCAGAGAGUAAAGAUCAUUUGCACACCCUGUUGAUCAACGAGGAUCUCCGCUGUAAGCGCGAGACGCACAGAGGCGAGCUCGUGCCACGUUCUGCUCCAAAACGACUGUCUGAUUUCUCCGUUUAGAGCCAUGGAUCAAGCCGAGUGUUAGAACUGAAGUAGUAUAAUCGCAUAGUUUCCCUCUACCCGCUCGGUAUCUGGCCAAACCGGCGUCAGGGCUGCUCGUCGCCUUUGUGCAGGGAGCGUCCUGCAUUCUGCGGAGGGGGGCACAGUUUCAGUGAGCGCAAAUAAUCAAAUAAUGGCAGAGAAAUGAGAAGGAAAACAAAAGCCAAGCGGAUUCUGGACUACGAAAAUGAAGAGCAGGACGAGAAAGAAGAACAAAAACUGGACGAAUUCUACCACGGGCUGCAGAAACGGAGAAAACAAACGGAUGCUGCCAAAGAGCGAGCUGAGGAGAAUUCACCAGCAGCCGCGGGGCUCCAGAAGUUGGACAUGAGGGGCUAUGGGUUCGACUGCUCUCCCACAGGCAGAUUUGAUGAGGGACAUCCCACCGCAGAGCAGGAGGCUGAAUAUUUGCAGUCUUAUUCGAAGAUGGAGCUAAUUGCCAUGGUUCUAUGCAUGCAGCGGGAAAUGGAGAGCUUAAAGGAACAACUACGGUGCCUUACAGCAUGUGGAAAGUUGGCCAAAAACCUAGAGGCCCUGAUCGAGAGGACCCAGAUGUUGCCUAAUGGAGAUAAGAAGACAUCUCUCCCUGUUCCCUCCAGCCCCAUGACCGAGCCUGUGGAAGUGGAUGCUUUAAUGCCAGCUAUGCCGUAUGCCUCAGGUGUUAUGAAUGGGCAGUGGGUCAAGCAGGAAACUCUUACCCAGAAAUCUAAUGAAGUCUCCCACAGGAACGGUCUCUUCACAGAGUUUAUCACACCUGAGCUUUUGGAGAGGUGUAACACUGGCACAACUGCCCAGAAGCUGACCAAUGAUCUGUUGCGUGGACUGUAUGAGAGAGACUGUUUGGCCUCCCACUCAAUCUCUGGUGUGGUGUAUAAUAAAAGGGGUCAACCCAAACCUGCCCUGCCCACUGAAGAGGUGCAGGCCAUCCUGAGAACCGUCCAGUAUUUCUUUCCUGGGAAAACUGAUGCUGAGAUUAAGGGCUACAUUCGUCAAAAACUGCAAAACGAAGCAAAAAGAUUGAGGAAAAAACCUCCACUCUCUGGCCCAGAACCUAGAGCUCUGAGUCUAUCCAGCCCUAGAUCAAGUAGCCAUCAGUUGGAUUUGAUUGGACAAAAAUCAAAUGUUUGAUUAGCAGUGAUGAUUAUAAUUUUUUGAUCAUCAAACAAACUAGCCUUAUUCACUGCUAAAUAUGAUCAAGAGAUCAAGAGCUCUUGACCAGUACAAAUUAUGUUAAUUAUUUUGUUCGGACUGUCCUGAAAAUGUUAUGAUCUCUUGCAAUAGCUCCUCAUCAUUGUGACAGCAUCAAUGUCAAGAUCAGAUGGUCUCGAACUAUUAAGAACACACAGUAAUAAGAUUAGAUAUUAAUGUGAGUCUGUAAACAUUUUUCAUGUUUUGUAUUUAAUUGCUGUGUAGUAGCUACACUGCACAAUAACAGAAGGUGUGAACAUUAUUUUCCUUGUAUCAUAAAUGUAUUUCUUACUAAAUUAUGGUCCUUAUUACUCAACUGUAGCUUUAUGUAUGUAAUUUUUUUGUUAUUAAAAUGAUGAAAAAGCAAGCAAUUAGCUAAGUAGUA